Corticium candelabrum is the source of this 2733-nucleotide messenger RNA. RefSeq names its product putative E3 ubiquitin-protein ligase UNKL. The record is from RefSeq and is a predicted model, not a curated record. Gene Ontology annotation, molecular function: metal ion binding. NCBI's taxonomy places the organism in Eukaryota, Metazoa, Porifera, Homoscleromorpha, Homosclerophorida, Plakinidae. The transcript has 13 exons. Bases 114 to 2573 code for a protein of 819 amino acids.
CACGUGAUAAUGACGUCUACUUUUCCAGCGAAUAAACCAAUCAACGAGCGUCAGUAAUUACUAGCCAGACCUUAGGCAAGCGCAGGUCGCUACCUGCCCGUUCUCGUUUCACAAUGCCCGAAUCUCGUCCCAACUCCAAUCCUCCAUCAGAGAAACCGCACCACUACAGCUAUCUCAAGGGCUUUCGCACGGAGCAGUGCCUGCUUUUUCUACAGCACAAAUGCACUCAACAUCGUCCCUUCACCUGCUUCAACUGGCACUUUGCAAACCAACGCCGCCGACGUCCGCGAAUCCGUCGCGACGGCCACUUCACCUACAGCGCCGACGUCUACUGCACGGUAUACGACGAAACAACAGGAACGUGCCCGAAUGGCGACGAUUGUCGUUUCUUGCAUCGCAAUAGCGGCGACACGGAGCGUCGAUAUCACUUGCGGUACUACAAGACGGCGACGUGCGUGUACGAUACGGACAGCAAGGGCAACUGCUCGAAGAACGGCGCGCACUGCUGCUUUGCUCACUGCGCCGAGGAUCUGAGACAACCGGUGUACGACCCGAACGAAGGCCAUGGCGUGGAGAACGGUCCCGCUGCGGCGUCCGGUGCGCUUCGCGGCGAUUUGGCUCCCGGGUCGCCUCCGAAAGCGCCGAUGAGCGCGUUGCAGCAUUCGUCUCCUGCUGCGGCUCCGCAUAACCUCGUCAAGGUGAAUGCGGAGAGAGACAAGGGAUUUGUGUUGGAGGAUAUGAGAUGGCACGAUCAGAAGUUUGUGCUGGUGCAUUAUAAGACGGAGCUUUGUAAGAAGCCUCCGAGAUCUUGUCGUCAAGGGUAUGCUUGCCCCUUCUAUCAUAAUGAACGAGACAGAAGGCGGUCACCUAGGAAACAUAAGUACAGAUCUACUCCUUGUCCUCAUGUAAAGCAUGCCGACGAAUGGGGUGAGCCUAACGACUGCGACAAGGGCGAUGGCUGUUCAUACUGUCAUACAAGAACAGAGCAGCAAUUUCAUCCAGAGAUCUACAAGAGUACGAAGUGCUAUGAUGUCCUUCAGACGAAGACGUGUCCACGUGGACCAUUCUGUGCGUUCGCUCAUCGCGAAGACGAAAUGAAAGGAACGAAAGACUUACCCGACGAAGAUGAUGAACUUGUAGGUGCCCCAUCAACGUUGCCUUCCAAGGCUUUGUCUCAUGCCAGUUUGCCGAGUAAAGCUCAUCACAUUCCAUCAAAGCCACAACCGAUUGCCAAGCCUCGUAGCUCGGGAUUGCAGAAUUCGCUUUCGAUGGAGAACGACUUCCCGGGUCUUCCUCAGUCCGUUCCUCUCUACUCGUGUCGUGGUUCAUCCUCCGAUCCUCAACAAUUGAGUGGCAGUCUAGGAAGUCUGGCGAGUAGCGGCAGCAAUUCGAUGAUCAACACGGUAGGAAUGGCAGUAGGAGAAGAAGACCUGCAUCAACAGGUACUGAUUCGUAAGCAACUGAUCGCAAUUGAGAACGAUCCAUUGAUAUCAGUGUCCGAGAAAUCGAGACUGAAACAUAACGUUCUGCAGUAUCACUCGGCUCUACCGCAUUCGCCUGAGCUUAUGUCUCCGGCCUCGGUGACUGGACGAAUGCCCGGCAGCGUGUCGGACCCGUUCGACAUGAUCGGCGGUCACAGUCUAGAUGAGGAGUAUCUGGAUCAGACUGUCGACGACCUGGAUAUCAGAGAGAUAGAGAAAGAGAUUGGAAAAGCAUCAGGAACAACUGUGGACAUUCCUGGUAGUGCCGGGAGAUCGUCUCGUACGUCAUCGAUGUCGUCGUCAUUGUCGUCGUCAUAUCCCGGAUUGUUUGGAUCGUUUGGGAUACCAGUUGGACCGGUGACACCGCCGUAUGCGAGUGGCCCGUAUCCGGCAUUUUCAUCUCAAGUACAGACUGCUCUAGUAAGCCCCAACCCGUAUGGCACCGCCUUCGAGUCUCCAUUCUCAAUGAGCAUUUCAUCUCCUGUCUCAAAGUGUUUCCAUCCAAACAGCGGUAGCGCUGAACAGUCGCCAUCGGCGUCGCCCUACACGGCCGCCGAAGUGGAAAUACGUCGACUAAAGGAGGAGCUAAGGGAGGCACGUGGCAAACUAGCAGCAUGGGAAGACUCCUGGAUACAAGCAAAACAGGCGUGCGAGGCAUGGAAAAGGGAGGCGUCCGAAAAUGCCGAGAAAUCGAAACGAUUCGAAGCGGCUCUGCAGGGAGCGCUUGCUGAUAAAGAGAAGUUGGCCGACGAGUUGAGAUUAGCACGAGAACGGAAGACAAGCGACAGUCUGUCGGACGGCGUCCCGCAAACCGAGUUGAGUCUCGAGCAUCUUUCGCUGAACGAUCUAAUCCAGUUGCGACAGCAGAGACAGACGCACCUGGAGAGAAUAGACAAGGUCGGUGUCGAUCCACAUUAUUUCAUGGUGUACGACUGGAUCAUUUGUAGACAGUGCCGGGAACGGACAAGGUGUAUACUAUUCGGACCUUGUAAUCACAGCGUGUUGUGCGAAGAGUGCGCGGUUGGGAAAAAAGAGUGCGUGUACUGUGGACAGACUAUUGAGCAGCAGAGGAGAAUCGAAUUUCCUAUAUGACACAUGACUUUUUAAUUUCAAAUUAGGCUUUGCGAAUCACACACGAUGAGGACUGUUGCGGUCAAUCUUUUUGUGCUAGGUGGCGGUGGCGGAGAGAGAGCUGCAUCGUCACUGUGCUGUAGCAUAGUAGUUCAAAUAGAUCAAUUUAUUGUGGAUUUGG